AUGGCUGCGUCAUCCGAAGAAUUCUCGGUCAACGCGAAUGAAGCCAUCCGGAUCUCUCUCGUCCAGCCCGGCCCAAACAAUAGACUCAUCACCAAGCAUGAAUUCCAUCCCAAAUUCACCUAUCCCAUCGUUGGAGAAGCAGAGCAGAUUUUUGGCUACAAAGGGCUAGAAGUCGAACUUUUAUUUGCCGCUCACGACUUGCGACCACACCUACAGUGCUCAUAUGUGAAGAAGUUCGACACUGUUGGCACCACAAGCGCUCUCGAUCUGAACAAGACCUUCGGCAACUUCCUACCCCCAACCGCCUUUCAGCAGGGAUUCGAGUCAGAAGUGCUGGACGACUCCAAAGCAGCGGAAUGGACACCUCCAGGCGUGUGCGUAAAGAAGUACACAAGAGGCGGAGAGAACUUUGAAGUGUGGGCUGGCUCGCUCCUAGACAUGCCAAUGAGAACCUUGGUUGACAACAUUCAAAUAUUUAUUGUCUUCUUUAUCGAAGGCGGACAGUUCAUCAAUUUGGAGGAGGUUGACUGGACGCUGGAUCGAUGGAGGGUCUAUCUCACAUACCAAAAGGCAUCAAAAACCCCGACACCCAAUGCAUCUCCGUACUUGUUCGUUGGCUAUGCAACGACCUAUCGCUUCUACAAGUUUCAGAAGCCUCCGAAAGACCAUAUUCCUAUUUCAUUUCCGCCGACAGAAACCAUUACGCCCAACACACUCCCGUCACGAGUCCGAAUAUCGCAAUUCCUUAUUACACCACCUUAUCAAAGCUCCGGCCAUGGUUCCGCUCUUUAUCAGGCAAUAUACGAUCAGGUUAUGGCCGACCCGACAGUUUUAGAACUGACAGUUGAGGACCCGAGCGAGGAGUUCGAUAAAUUACGCGACAUGAAUGACUUUGACAAUCUAGAACCACAGUUCAAAGCAAUCAACCUCAAGAUCGAUACGUCGCCUUUUGCCAGCAUGGACCGAGGACGUUUGAAACGGGUACCAACUGCCAGAUUGCUUCCUCUUGACCAGCUGCAAGCCAUCCGAUCCAAGAACAAGAUUGCAGGUCGCCAGUUCGCCCGGAUGGUCGAAAUGUAUCUUCUGGCCCAGAUCCCGUAUUCGCGUCGUGCGGCUGGUGGAGCAUCCCUUACUGGCCUCGUGGUUAAGGGUGCCAGGAAUUCCAAUCCGGAUGACCGUGCGUACUACUGGUGGCGACUGUUGCUGAAACAGCGCAUCAUCAAGAAGAACAAGGAUGUGCUUCAUCAGCUUCCGUUCGAAGAACGACUGCCCCAGAUCGAGGAUAGUGCUCGUGGACAAGAGGAUGAACAUGAACGUCUCAUCCUCUCAUAUGCCCUGCUAAAAGAGAAAGAAUCAGAUCACGAGGGAAAUGGAGAGUCAUCCGCCGUCGUGCGCAAGAGGAGGGUUGUUGAGGAUGAUGAAGAUGACGAGGAAUCGAACGCCGAAGCUUCCAGGUCGAAGAAACCAAAGGUUUAA
Molecule: messenger RNA, 1476 nt
Organism: Cladophialophora psammophila CBS 110553
Lineage: Eukaryota; Fungi; Ascomycota; Eurotiomycetes; Chaetothyriales; Herpotrichiellaceae
Exons: 2
Coding region: 1-1476 (491 amino acids)
Biological process (GO): subtelomeric heterochromatin formation
Cellular component (GO): nucleus
Molecular function (GO): histone H4 acetyltransferase activity
Source: RefSeq, a predicted model, not a curated record